GGGCCGCGGCAGCGCUGCCGGCCCCGGGGGUAUGCGCUGGGGCCAUGGCUCCCCCGGCCGGCGCCAGGCUCGUCCCGCGCACUGCGGGGAGCCCCUUCCUCGGCCUCCUCCUCCUCCUGCUGCUGCUGCCGCUGCCGUGCCCCGGCGGGGGAGCGCCGCGCCGCCGGCCCGCGGGGCCGCCCGUGGUGCUGGUUCCAGGCGACUUAGGUAAUCAGUUGGAAGCGAAGUUAGAUAAGCCAUCAGUAGUGCACUAUCUCUGCUCUAAGAAGACUGACAGUUAUUUUACACUCUGGCUGAAUCUGGAAUUGCUUCUGCCUGUCAUCAUUGAUUGCUGGAUUGAUAAUAUCAGGCUGGUGUAUAAUCGAACAAGUAAGAUUACAGAACCACCAGAUGGAGUGGAUAUCAGAGUCCCAGGAUUUGGGCAGACGUUUUCUUUGGAAUUUCUUGACCCGAGUAAAAGGAGCGUUGGAAGUUACUUUUAUAUGCUGGUGCAGAGUUUAGUAGACUGGGGCUACAAACGUGAUGAAGAUGUAAGAGGAGCACCUUAUGACUGGCGAAAGGCACCAAAUGAGAAUGGAGACUAUUUUGUGGCACUUCGCAAGAUGAUCGAGUUAAUGUAUGAGCAGUAUGGAAGUCCUGUUGUCUUAAUUGCCCACAGUAUGGGUAAUAUGUACACCCUGUACUUCCUCAACCAGCAGACUCAGGAUUGGAAGGACAAGUACAUCAAGGAUUAUGUGUCACUGGGCGCUCCCUGGGGAGGGGUGGCUAAAACUCUCCGUGUGCUGGCCUCAGGUGACAACAACAGGAUACCCGUUAUCAGCUCACUCAAGAUCAGAGACCAGCAGAGGUCGGCAGUUUCCACAAACUGGAUGCUCCCGUACAACUACACGUGGCCUCCAGACAAGGUGUUCGUGAGCACCCCCACGGCCAACUACACUCUGCGGGAUUACGGGCGGUUCUACCGCGACAUCGGCUUCGAGGACGGCUGGCUGAUGCGGCAGGACACGGAGCCGCUGCUGUUCCACAUGGCCCCGCCGGGCGUGCGCAUCCACUGCCUCUACGGCAGCGGCGUGGACACCCCCGACUCCUUCCACUACGAGAGCUUCCCCGACAGGGAGCCGCGCAUCCUGUACAGCGACGGGGACGGCACCGUGAACCUGCAGAGCGCCCUGCAGUGCCGCCGCUGGCUGCGCAGGCAGAAACAGGAGGUGCUGAUGUUCGAGCUGCCGGGGAACGAGCACAUCCAAAUGCUCUCCAACGACACGACCAUCGCCUACGUGAAGAAGCUGCUUUUUGAUCUGUGAUAACCUUGUGUCGAUAGUUAUUUUCCUCACCUGGGAUGCCUUCCCUUAAAUAUGGGAAAAUGCCUUUUAAUCCCCUGAUAUUUAGAUAUUUGAAUUAUUUAUUUUUCUUUUUUUAAAGGUUGUGUUCAAGAAGUUGUUUGAUGUCCUAAAUGUUGUUUGUCUCUGAUUUGUGUUUAUGAUGCUUCAUGGAAUUUUCACAUUCUGCAAAUUUGAUCAAAUAUGCAUUUUGGUGCCUGUGGUGUCGUCCAAUGUUCACACAGACUUUCACGCAGAGACUGUGCGGCCCCUCACACAUACUACAUGGAACCAUAGAUACCUGAGUCCUUUGUGUGGUCUGUGCAGGUUUGGAGUGGGAGGGUUAGGAAGGAUUGCAGUUUUGGAUGCCCAUAAGACAAGGGAAUGAUAUUAACAACUUGGAAAGCACAGAAAACUUUUUAAAGGGUCUUGCAUGUUCUGAUCCCCAGUUCCCAGUACCUUAGUUUGUAAAUGCACAUGUCUACGAGGUAAGACAGGGAACAGGCCUGCCUGGAACUGUGUUACUGUUGUUGAAAUCCAGCUUUCUUUUGCUACAGCUUUUGGGGAAAAAUGAUAAUGUGGGAAUUACUUGAAACUUCUUUAUUAGCUGUCCUUCUGGGUUUUUUAAAAAGAAAUUGUUUGCUCAUCAACUUGUAGAACCCUGAUGACAUACAGUCUGGAGUCUGAGGAAUUCUCACCCUGUGCUUUAUUUAUCAGUGAGGGAAUGAUGCUAAACUGGUUGGUGCCUGUAAUAACUGUAGCUGUGUGGAGUAGCACAUAAAUCAAAGCUAAUUGAAUACUGGCAAGCAAUCUAUACAGUAUGGAAUUACAUUUCUGGGUGAAAAACCAUCUCCUGUAGUGGAAAUGGUAAUGGAUGGUGGGCAGGAUUUCAAAGAGAAGUGAACUUCCUGAAGUGGGGUGGGGAAUGGAAGCCAGCAUGAUGCCACAUGGAGUAUAAACCUUGCUCUCAGUCAAAUACUUCAUCUCUGUCCCAGGUACUGACCAAGCAGCGAUUGGAUCAACAUUGCACUCCACUGAAAAGAAUGUUUUUUGGCUUAAGACUAAAAGUAAUUUCCCGUUAUUUUCAUUAUUGCUGUUUCAAGAAGUUGGAAUAUGCUGUUCCUUAAAUGUUUCUAUAAAUUGCUGAACAUGCAAAUCUGUUAAUUUCCUACAGUAUUGUUUUACUCAAUGUUAAAAAAGAAUAAUUUCAACUCUGACAUCCACAGAAGUGCUGGCCUAAGGGCCAUCAUAUUUACAACCUUGAUUACAGAAGUCCUGUUGGAGAAAGUGUCACCCAGAGAUUCUCUUUUGCUUGCUUUAAAACCAGUCAUCCAGUUAGACUGCACUUAGUUUUCUGAAAAUGCAAUUUAGAAUGCUUUCAAAAUGCUAGGUUCUCCAAGAAAAGUGUUUUAAUAGUUUCAGAAACUCAUCAAAUUAUUAAGGGCUUACUACUUAAGAAACUGAAGUUGUCUAAAGGGUCAAGUUUUAACUAAUACCAUGCAUAAAAUGUUUGCUGCCAUUGGACAUAUCAGUAGGACAUGUUGAAAUGAUGGGCUUGAACUCUUGUUACUGUAGAAUGGAAACAUUUUGGUAGGUU
Messenger RNA from Pipra filicauda (Wire-tailed manakin), 2916 nucleotides. RefSeq names its product phospholipase A2 group XV (gene PLA2G15). The record is from RefSeq and is a predicted model, not a curated record. Gene Ontology annotation, biological process: phosphatidylcholine metabolic process; ceramide metabolic process. The coding region runs from base 45 to 1304 and encodes 419 amino acids. Gene Ontology annotation, cellular component: lysosome. The transcript has 6 exons. Lineage: Eukaryota; Metazoa; Chordata; Aves; Passeriformes; Pipridae.